Molecule: messenger RNA, 8191 nt
Organism: Lepisosteus oculatus (spotted gar)
Lineage: Eukaryota; Metazoa; Chordata; Actinopteri; Semionotiformes; Lepisosteidae
Source: RefSeq, a predicted model, not a curated record
CACCCCUUUGGUUACCGUGGGAAAUAAACUAAUUUUAUUUUUUUAAAAGCUAUUUUUCUGUAAUCCUAACUACGACCGCAGACCAUUUCGUAUUUAACUGAAGUCCUGUCAUGAAGCUGCUGCUCUGUGUUUCUUGGACAGUUAGCCAGCUAUAACCUUUUCUCUUUUUAAAAUCCAUGAAAGCUAAUGUUGUCACUUUCCCAAGAAACUUGACAGUCGAGAAAACAGCUCUUGUUGUUUUGGAUUUUGUUGUCAGCGUUGCAAUAAAAGUGCUAUUUGAGACGCCUUUGGGGCGCAGGAGAAAUGGCAAAUUUAAAGUACGUCAUUAAUAUGGCGCCAAAAGAUUUUUAAGUAUGAGCUUAUUUUUGUUGUAAGGUUGCGAGACCCAGUAUACGCCUGUGCAAUCACACAGGAGAGGGAGAGGGAGAGGGAGAGGGUGAGGGAGAGAACGAGAGCGAGAGAACCAGCAAGAGAGAGAGGGGAGAAAUGUUUUGGUAGCAGAGCGUUGCGAAACUAACCUGAUCUGACUUGUAUACUGCAAUUUAAACCACCAGUUUUUUUUUCCACGAUUACAAGAGGAAAAAAGCAAUCUGCUGUGAAAUCAUAAACUGAGACAGGACACCAUCCUGGAUCUGGAUUCCUACCGAAAAUGCGACAUUGGUAAAGACUAACAGCUAAUUUGGAAUCGGAAGACAUCGCUACAAAGUCUAAAAAAGAUAUAACAGUUAUACAGUUAAGAACUGGCUGCGUAGGCGGCCAUCUCGGUUUUGAUGCAUUUUUCUGUGCCCUUUUGGAUGUAAUACAUGGAGUAGUUACUUUAUUUCGACUCUCGGGAGAGCAUCAAAGCGCUGUCACUAACCAACGUGGAAUGCUGUACUAGAAUUAUCUGUACAUGUCAGUGGUUACCAAUGAUAUCCUAAUUUUGCAGCAUCGUUCAUCCUCUAGAUUCGAGGACGCCUUGCCUCCGAAAACCACACUGCAAGCAAGAUGGAAAGUGAAAAGAAAAGGAGGAAAUACUCAACCAGCAGCAAUGACUCAGACACCACAGACAGUCACGUGACCUCCUGGUCAAGGUGCUCCAAGAACACAGGCACUAAGUGCACAUGGGUUCGGCAGGAACAGAAGAAGCCCUCUGAGGUAUUCCAGACACAUUUUAUUACCGCCAUGAAGCUUCCAGAUUCCUCCCAGCUAAGUCCAGACGAAUUCUACAUCCUCUCUGACCCUUGGCGACAGGAGUGGGAGAAGGGAGUUCAGGUUCCUGCCAACAAGGAGGCCAUUCCGGAACCCGUGGUCAGGGUGUUGCCGGAAGUCAGCCGUAUCCCUUUCUACUCUGCGUCUCAGAGCUUGCUGAUGGGGUCGGUGUCCCCAGAGUCCGGCUACGUGGGCACGAGGACCUCCAAGGAGCCGCUGUGCCGCUACGACCUGGAUGACCUGGAUGUCUACUGGCUGGAGCUGGUCAACUCCGAAUUCAGGGAAAUGGCCCUGCCGGAGCUGGACGAGCUCACGAUGGAGCGCGUCAUCGGGGAGCUGGAGAGCCACUGCUACGAGAACAUGCAGAUCGCCAUCGAGACGGAGGAGGGGCUCGGGAUCGAGUAUGACGAGGACGUGGUGUGUGAUGUGUGCCGCUCGCCCGAGGGCGAGGAUGGGAAUGAGAUGGUUUUCUGUGACAAGUGCAACGUCUGCGUCCAUCAGGCAUGUUACGGCAUCCUGAAAGUGCCCACAGGAAACUGGCUGUGCCGUACCUGCGCUCUAGGGGUCCAACCCAAAUGCCUGCUGUGCCCGAAGAGAGGGGGAGCCUUGAAACCCACCCGCAGUGGAACCAAGUGGGUUCAUGUCAGCUGUGCCUUAUGGAUACCAGAGGUGAGCAUAGGUUGCCCAGAGAAGAUGGAACCCAUCACCAAGGUGUCCCAUAUCCCAGCCAGUCGCUGGGCACUUUCCUGCAGUCUGUGCCGAGAGCACACUGGCACCUGCAUUCAGUGUUCCAUGCCAUCCUGCAUCGUAGCCUUCCAUGUCACCUGUGCUUUCGACCACAACCUGGAGAUGAGGACCAUUCUGGCUGAGAACGAUGAGGUCCGGUUCAAGUCCUACUGCCUGGAGCACAGCAGCACCUGCCACAGCGGGAGCAGCAAGGGGGAGAGGCCCGAUCACAGGGCGCCUGCCGCAGAGGGCGAGGCAGAACAGCCGGAGAAAAAGGACCAGACGGCGCUGGAGAAGGCCAGCCAGCGGAAGCAGAAGCUGCAGGAACUGGAAGAUGAGUUCUACAGGCUGGUGAAUCCCGAGGAUGUGGCCGAGCGCCUGGGCCUGCCCAAUGCCCAUGUUGACUUCCUCUACCAGUACUGGAAGCUGCGCAGGAAGUCCAACUACAACCAACCGCUGCUCACCCUUAAGAGAGAUGAGGUCGACAACCUGGCCCAGCAGGAGCAGGAUGUGCUGUACCGACGACUGAAGCUCUUCACGCACCUGCGGCAGGACCUGGAGAGGGUUAGAAACCUGUGUUACAUGGUGACACGACGUGAGAAGAUGAAGCACUCCCUCUGUGAUCUACAAGAGAAGAUAUUCCACCUCCAGAUCCAGUUGAUUGAAGAGGAUUUAGCAGGAGAGAAGGCUCUGAAAGGAGCCAAAGGCAGGCAGAAUGAAGGAAAAGAGAGAGGGAAAGAGCGUCGGAAAAGCAGUCCAGAGAAAAAGGAGAAGUGGAAACCAGAGAAUGGUUCGUUGCUGAGACCCCUAGAUUUACCCAAGACGUUCCCUAUUGACGGGACUCUCUUCGACAGCUGGUUGGCGCAGUCUGUGCAGAUCACCGCAGACGAUAUGCUGAGCCAGUGGUCGUUGCACGGGCCCCACCAGGAGAAGACGGGCAGCCUGCUGUCAGACCAGUUGCUGCAGGGAGAGGAGAGCCUGCUCAGCCUCAUGAUGGACCACUCCAUGAAGUCCACCUGGAAGACACCCCAGCUGGGGAGGAAGUCCAGGGCCAAGCCCAGAGCUAAGAGUCACAAGACCAAUGGCAGUACCCACAACUCCUCCUCCUGCUCCAGCACUGUAUCAGCAGCUAAGAACAGCAAAGGGAACCAGGGCCUGUCGGAGGAGAAGAACGGGAAUAUCUUGAAAAGAGCAGAGAAGUCCAAGUUCUCCAAGGCUUUCCACCAACAACAUCACCACUACCCCUCAAGGAGGAACAGUGAGACCAAGCAGGACCCUGGCACAGGAUCUCCUCAGCCUCCCAUUUCCAAAAUGGACUCUUGCCACAUUUCAGAGGAGAGAGGGCCCUGGGCCAGCCAGCCGGUGCUGACCCAGGAGGCCAGCUGUCCUGCCAAAGUGCCUGAGGCGGGGAGCGGCCCCAAAGCUGUUGUCCGGUUCCGAUUGCCGAAACAGGGUAAGUCCAAAUCAAAAGCUGGGAGCCUGGAACUGGGAAAGGAGACAGAGGAUGCAGGGAAGGACAGUUUACUGUUCGACACGGAGACUGAUGGCUAUUAUUCGGAUGCUGAGCUGAGCGACUCCGAUACUCACUCCAGCGGGGGAAAGAUUCACCUCGGUCAACUUCAUCCCGGAAGCGAGGAGCUGGUUAGGAGAAGUGUGCUGGCCACUUAAGGAAGGACAAGCAAAACAGCAACAGCGACUAAACCUGACAGUGUGGAAACAAAAUUUGAUCCCAGUAACAACUGCCAUGGCUGUUUUCUUUGUUCGUUUCAUUGUCUGUUUAUGGAUUUUUUUCCAAACCAAAUCCGUAUCUAUUCAAGUUACAGAUUGCCUUUUUAGUUUAUUUCUAGCUUUUUCCUGUCAAAAUGGAGCUACCAAUCAAUUAGUCACAUCUAAAUUAAAACUAAAUUAGUUUUUAGUGAAAAAUAAUGCUUUGCAUCAAAAAAGUCUUCAAGUUUUCUAAAAUAUCCAGAUGAAUACGCAUGUUACUUUUCUGUUAUCCGCUGGGAAGUUAAAGUAUCCACUAAAGUAUACGUCUUUUAGCCUCCCAGUGGCUGUAAUUGCCAGUAUUAACUGCGUGUGCAGGCUCAAGAUAUUUCGUGGCAUUAAAAGCUGGUUCAGGAGGAAGCCUCCCAUAACCUGAACCUAAGAUGUGUUUGGUUGGAGUUUAUUUGGAGUAUUUCAUUUUGUAAUGAAUGUCUUAACACGAAGUGAAUGCUGAGAAUUAUUUUUUAAAGGGAGUUUAAUAAAGCACAAUUGGUUAAUGGGGGUCAAUUCAGCUCCUCCAACCAAGCAAAGUCCUCCUUUUUAAAAUCUUCCAAUGUCCUUGUUCACCAGCCACCGCGUUCUGACAGGUCACUUCACAGAACCUUUCCAACUCUUCUCUGCCUUGUAGGGCUCUAUUCAUAGUACAGUUUUUCAUUGUCAGGGUCCCUGUUGUCCUUUUAAAUAUUGCAAACAAGAGAGUGUAAUACAACAUUAGAUUUUACAACCAUGUGCCUUUUUAAUGCCCUUAAAAAAUUGUAAAACAAGCUAAACAUGAAAAGACAUUUCGAGAGAAAAUGAAACAAUGCAUUGAAAUCUGUAUAGUAAAGCAUCUUAGCACCUUCUGAAUCUAUCAAUCCAUCAUAUACAGCCAAGUCACCCCAAGCAGGGACAUGUUCUGUUCAGACUACCAGAAUUGAUAUCACAACAAACUUUAAGCUCGAUGUUAAGCAGAGCUCUUGUGCUCAGACCAUGUAUUUUUACAUGUACUCAUUUGAAUCCCAUUUUAGGCAUUUUGGCUUACCUACUGUCCCUACUGUGAGCAAAGAAAUAAAUUAUUAGGCCUUACAAUUUUUUAAUACCCUCUCCUAUAAUGAAUGGAGCCCUAUUCUGGCAGAUGUGAAUGGUCUCUGGCAUAACCAAUCACAUAGUAAGCAUCUUAGCCCAGAAUGCUGACGUUUUUGUGUUUUGUUUUUCUGAAAUGAAUUAACAGCAUUGUAUUUUCUAUUUAAUAACAGUGGUCCACAGUAUUUACUCAGGGGUUAGCAAUAUAUAUAUACAUAUGUAUAUGUAUACUUAUUCUGUGGCGUUAUCGAAAGACUACACUGUUUGAAACCUGACUACUGCUGAGUUUUUUUUCCUCAGUAACUUAAGAAGCUGUUUUUUUAUUUUAUAAAUGCCAAAGAACAGUAUGAAAAUGUGGCACAUCGUAUUUUAUGUUUUUGGUGAAAGGAUAUGAUAUUAAUGCAAGGCUAGUGGAUACUGACAAAUAAUUUAUAGUUGAAUUGCAGGCGGGGUGUUUGAGGAGAUUCUCAGACAUUCACCAUAAUACCACUGGCUUACAAUCCGUCACUGGUUCACCAACGGUGUUUAGCUAUGGAGACUUGAUUUAGAGAGCAAAAUGGCUUAUUUCCAGUAUCAGGCAAAAUAGCCAAAUGCUGCUACCUGUGUGACCCUUCUGCUAAUAGAGGUAAAUUUAAUUUAUGGCCUAAGCACCAGAAAUUCCUCUUGGAAAACUGUAUUGUAUUAACAAGGUUUUUUCCUCCCUGUUCAGAUGUGACACCCUUUUUGUGUGGCAAUCUGGAUUUUAAUUUUAGGGAGUUUUGAACUUUAUUCAGACUGUGACUGAAGAUGGUUACAAUCAUUAAAGCAUUUGGUUACUUUCUCUUCUGGAGCAGGCCAUGCGUUGUGAAAUAUACCUUACCGAAACAAUAUAUUUGUGGACAAGAAAUCCUACUAGCUAGCUGCAGUCCAUCUUCAACCUGCUAUUGUUUCGUCUUGCAAAGACAAUUAAAGGUAAACCUGGUUCAAUGUUCAAUACUGUUCAGUUAUUUUACAGUUAUUUAAAGCUAGUGUUCAACUACAAACACUUGUAUCCUACAUGAUAGGUAGCAGUGUGUAAACAGCAUUCUUCCUGUACUGUUUACUGUUGUAGGAGAAUUGGGAAAGAUGUGUUGCUGGUGCCUCAGCUAUAAAAGCUAAGGAAACUGAAUGGCAUUCUAAGGAUGUUUAGAAUUUUUUACAGAAUGUGUUCCAUACGUUUCAUUGGAAUAACCAAGAAAGAAUGUCCUUUUACAGUGCUUUUCAGUAACAUCGAGGACUGUUCUGAUUUGUUUUUUGUUGCUGAUGUUGUUGUGCUUUAAUGCUAAACAACAUUUCAAAGGAUUUCUUCUGCUGUGUUAGCUGCUCUGAUCCGUUAGGGAUUGAUUCGAGGCUGUAGUCAAAGACUGACUCCUGGUUUUUGUAUGCACCAAUGAUAAUGUAUAGUACAGUACUAGCAACCAGUUUUCUGUAACAGGCUUUGUAGGCUUUUUUUGUAAGCUUUAGCUACAGUAAAUAUUAUAGAAUGCUCAAUUAUAAUUAGAUCGACUGCAUCUUUACCGGAGCUUGCUUCAGUGUACUUCAGUUAAAUAAAAAAAUUGAAGUAUAAUUACCACACAAACCCCACAAACCACUGCUUCUAGCUUCUGUGUUCUGCAUCCUGAGUCCUUAUUCGUUUUAGCACAGGAGGAUCAAAGAAACAGACUUAAAGGACAAAUAAUGACAACCACAUGUUCUGUAUUCAUUCUAUUUUCAUUCUGUCUAGAACUUGAGGGCUGUAUUGCACUGUUAGUACAUAAUGUUCCAUUGCUGUCCAGUGUUUUUGCAGCUAAAGUAAACAAUGUAUGCACAAUAGUUCCUGCAGAUUAGCUUAACCACCCUGUAUUGUUGGUUGAGAAUAUCCGUUUAAACACAGACUUGUUGUGCACCUGACACAAAGAGGAAUUUGAACAGUUGAACAGCACAAUUCAGAGUAACAUUUUUUCUUUAAUAAAAAGCAUUUUAUGGCGUGUGCUGAGAAAACACUGCUUCAAGGAAAUCAUGUCACUCACUUAAAGGUUUUACAGUGUUCAAGCAAAAGAAAUGAAGAGUUACACUGGUAGUGUUGGUGUGAGAUAGCUGCUGCAUUACACUGAAUAAACUGCCAAUAAAAAAAGUGGCUCCUCUCAUUUUUGCAUUUUCUAUUUGGGAACGUUCACAGCAGCAGCAAGCAUAAUAUUUUUUUUAAUGAAAAGGGCAUGAAUACUGAAGACCUGUUUUUUUGUGUUGGAUAACUGUGUAGUACAAAUAGGGAAUUAUGUUACUCAAGUCAAACAAGAAAGAUUAAAAUUAAUUUCAUAAGCUAACUUGUAACUAACAGAUUCCAGAGAGUCUAUUUUAAUUCCUUGGAAAUUGAGUCUAAAGGCAGGCAGACAAUUCUGCACUGCAGGACCUUAGAAAAAGAUUUUAAAAAUUGGCAAUAUUGACAGUGCCGCUUUGUUCUACAUUCCUAGGCUUAUAAGAUUACUUGCAAAAAUGAGGAGCCAUCACUGUUUUACUAGAGACAAUAUCUUGAUAAAGAGCAUUUAUUUUUGCUACAAUGUCACAGUUUUAAAGAACAAUCACCAGAUAAAAGUUGAAUUUCUGAUCUUCCUUUUUCCUUUAGGUAAUGAUUCCAUUUUUAGGUCCAGACUUUAAAAUAUGCAGUUUCCAAGAAAAAAACAACAACAACAAUCCCAGAAAUGUGUGUGUUAAACUUUUGAAUGUCACUAUUACCUAGGGCAAUAAUUGUAGGUGUUCAAAAAAUUGCUGUCUCUCUUUGUAUUUGUUCGUAAUUACUCUCACCUAAUUUGCAUGCUGAAACAAAUCAGCUUUAAGCAGCACUGAACAGAUUUCCUCUAAAUGAGGAUGAGCCACUUUGUUGUUUUUCAUCAUCCUGACAACAAAAACUCUUGGAGAACAGAAAAUAAUGACACCGUUUGGUUUUAUGUAGCAGGCACACACACAUUGCCACUCUGCAGCAUCUUCAAAUACAGCCACCAUAUUAUUUCGCAUCCUGACAUUGGAAGUUUUGUGAAGUUUUACAGUCCUCAACUCACUUUAAAAAAUAUUUAGAGCAGUCUGCAACAAAAACAAUCAACCUUAGGAACAUGAAAGCAGUCAGAUAAAAUAAGAAAUGCUUUGUUAAAAAGCUUAUCGAUCUUGGCUCUGUGUAAAACAAAACCCCUUUCUGUCAACUAAUUCCUGCUUCCUGCUGAAUGUCUUAUUUGUCCUUUAAGCAAGUUCACGUUUUUGUUGCUGUGUACAAAUCCUGAAACAUUACUGCUCUACAUCAGUUAUUGAUUCGAUAAUAUGAAUGUUACAGGAGUUUUUUCCUUCUGUAUUCUUUGUUCAAAGAAUGUUGUGCCAUUUGUUAAUAGCAAAGAGAAAAAUAUUGAAGAUAUAUAAAAAGAAGAGCUAUUUUAAAUUAUUUUUGGCUUUUUUUGCGAUAUUU